Messenger RNA from Erythranthe guttata (spotted monkey flower), 1143 nucleotides. Lineage: Eukaryota; Viridiplantae; Streptophyta; Magnoliopsida; Lamiales; Phrymaceae. The record is from RefSeq and is a predicted model, not a curated record.
AUCAAUUCUAAGUUUGACCAUUUUCUGGUUUUAGUGGUUCCCAGAUGUGGCGGAGAAAGCAGUAAGUAGCCUUGUUCAUCAAAUCAGAACAAUAAUUAAUAAUGGGGUUUCUUUCUCACGGAGUAGAAAGAAGCGAUUUAGUAACUGGGGAUCACAUCUACACUUGGAGGACUGCUUUCGCUUACUCUCAUCAUGGCAUUUACGUGGGUGGAAACAAAGUGGUGCAUUUCACUCAGGACCAACACUUGAGUUCGUCUCCUCACUCGACCUCCCAAUGGUUGACAUCGUCGUUUUCGAAUAUCCCAACAAUAGCCUGUCUAGAUAUUCCAGACUGCGGUUUUAGAAAGCAAACGAGUGGAGGAGUAGUUAUGUCUUGUUUGAAUUGCUUUCUCGGAAACGGAUUGUUGUCCCGUUUUGAGUAUGGAGUUAGCCGUUUAUCUUUUAUUGCCAAGUUCAGAGGUGGCACUUGCACUACUGCUAUUUCAGAUUCUCCGGAUUCCGUAACUCACAGGGCUAUGUACUUGCUUCACAAUGGGUUUGGGAAUUACGAUUUGUUUGCAAAUAAUUGUGAGGAUUUUGCUUUGUAUUGUAAAACGGGGUAUCUCGUUCGAAGUGAAAAGGAAGAAGCUGUGGGAGGAAGUGGUCAAGCCUCGUCGGUUGUAGGUGCUCCUUUGGCUGCGAUACUUUGUUUGCCGCUCCGUUUGCUUAUUCCAAGUCCGGUUGUUGUUGUGACUGCGGCAGCUGCAACGUAUUCGUUAAAUAGGUACGCUACUGAUAUUGGGGUACGUGAUGAUGUCAUCAAGGUCAAAGUAGAGAACAUAGCUUUGUUCCAUGGCUAUCAACAACAACAACAACUUGAUGGUGUUAAUCAAGAUUCUGAUUUGGGUGACAAGCCACCCCAGAAGCGGCAAAGGCUUUCUUGAUCGAUGAGAAUUCACUAAACUUGCUUCUUUAUUUCAUCCUCGCUCGCCUGACAUUCGUUUUGCUUUGUUGAAAAUGGAUAAUAAUUUACUAAUCGGUGUAAGAAUCAAUUUAUUUUAAUCUUUUCGAUGCAAAUGACUGCAUUCUGGAAUUUAAUUUUAAUUUGAUUUGGACUUCCACUCCUCAAAUUUAAAUGCAAUCUAAUAGUUACUUUCUGUGUUC